Molecule: messenger RNA, 1139 nt
Organism: Dendrobium catenatum
Lineage: Eukaryota; Viridiplantae; Streptophyta; Magnoliopsida; Asparagales; Orchidaceae
Product: MADS-box protein CMB1
Exons: 8
Coding region: 142-882 (246 amino acids)
Biological process (GO): positive regulation of transcription by RNA polymerase II
Cellular component (GO): nucleus
Molecular function (GO): DNA-binding transcription factor activity, RNA polymerase II-specific; RNA polymerase II cis-regulatory region sequence-specific DNA binding; protein dimerization activity
Source: RefSeq, a predicted model, not a curated record
AUUGGGGAAAACAAUUACGAAAAGCUAAGUCCUAAUCCCGCAAUUAAUCCCCCUUGUUCUCUUCUAUAUACGUACAGAGUGAUCGUGAAAGGAAAGGGAGAGAAAAAGAAAGUUGAAGGGAGAGGAGAGAGAGAGAGAGAGAUGGGAAGGGGAAGAGUGGAGCUGAAGAUGAUUGAGAACAAGAUUAACAGACAAGUGACGUUUGCGAAGAGGAGGAAUGGGUUGCUGAAGAAGGCGUAUGAGCUUUCAGUGCUCUGUGAUGCUGAGGUUGCGCUCAUCAUAUUCUCUAACCGCGGCCGGCUGUUCGAGUUCUGCAGUAGCUCCAGCAUGAUGAAGACACUUGAGAGAUACCAAAAGUGCAGCUAUAAUUCAUCAGAGACCGUGAUUCCAUCCAAGGAGACGCAGAACAAUUAUCAAGAAUAUUUAAAACUAAAAGCAAGAGUUGAAUAUCUACAACGGUCACAGAGGAAUCUUCUAGGAGAGGACCUAGGCCAACUGACCACAAAGGAACUAGAGCAACUAGAACACCAACUAGAAAUAUCUCUCAAACAGAUCAGAUCAACAAAGAGCCAAUUUAUGCUUGAUCAACUGUGUGAUCUCAAAAGAAAGGAGCAAAUGCUGCAGGAAGCUAACAGAGCUCUGAGAAUGAAGUUGCAUGAAGAUGAGCCAGAAAUUCCCCUCCAGCUAUCUUGGCCAGGUGGCUGCAGUGGCGGAAACGGUGGUGGACAUUGUGAUCGUCAACCUCAAUCAGAUGUAUUUUUUCAGCCCUUGCCUUGUGAUCCUUCUCUGCAAAUUGGAUACAGUCCAGUCUGUAUAGAACAACAAUUGAACACCGGAUCUUCUUCUCACAAUGUCAACGGCUUCCUUCCAGGAUGGAUGUGAUUAUUGCUUCAAACCUUCGAAAUAUGUUAGUCUUUUCAUCUUCUGCCUGCAGGGUUUUUAUAUAUUCUAUAUCUUCCAGCAUAGGGAAGAAUCAACUCAAAGAAAAUAUGAAUAAGAUAUAAUAAAGUUGAUAAAGCCUUUUGUAGCACAGCAUGUUGUGUAUGUAAUCAUGUAAUGUAUAGUGGAGCUGAUCUUGAACACAAACAAACAAGCAUUGAACCAAUCAAGGAUAUGUAUCAGUGUACCAUAUAUUCAUA